Rhincodon typus (whale shark) is the source of this 503-nucleotide messenger RNA. RefSeq names its product reactive oxygen species modulator 1 (gene romo1). The coding region runs from base 134 to 373 and encodes 79 amino acids. Gene Ontology annotation, cellular component: TIM23 mitochondrial import inner membrane translocase complex. NCBI's taxonomy places the organism in Eukaryota, Metazoa, Chordata, Chondrichthyes, Orectolobiformes, Rhincodontidae. Gene Ontology annotation, biological process: protein import into mitochondrial matrix; protein insertion into mitochondrial inner membrane. The record is from RefSeq and is a predicted model, not a curated record. The transcript has 3 exons.
UCCGGCACGCAACUUCCCGUGUGGGAGGUGAGAUGGUUCUCUGAGGGGCCGAGUCCGAGCGCGGGGUUCACGGUGAGUGAGGCCCCAGGCGGGGACAGGGCAGCGGGAGGAGCCGGGAGCUCAGGGUUACGGGAUGCCAGUCACAGUGGGACCGUAUGGGCAGUCACAGCCCAGCUGCUUUGACAGGGUUAAAAUGGGCUUCAUGAUGGGCUGUGCAGUUGGCAUGGCAGCUGGUGCACUUUUUGGCAGUUUCUCAUGCCUCAGGUUGGGGCUGAGAGGCCGAGAGCUGCUGGGUGGUGUCGGGAAGACCAUGAUGCAGAGCGGAGGCACAUUUGGAACCUUCAUGGCGAUUGGAAUGGGAAUCAGAUGCUAACACAAUUGUUUUUUUCUUCCUUUCUGUUGAAAUUUCAAAUAUUGCAGAUAAUGUACCAACUGGCUCUGUCCCCCUGAUUACAAGCUGUACAAUAAUGGAAAUUAAAAUGUAUGAUUUACUGUUGUUUCAA